Messenger RNA from Corythoichthys intestinalis (scribbled pipefish), 5581 nucleotides. RefSeq names its product voltage-dependent calcium channel beta subunit-associated regulatory protein-like. Gene Ontology annotation, molecular function: transmembrane transporter binding. Lineage: Eukaryota; Metazoa; Chordata; Actinopteri; Syngnathiformes; Syngnathidae. The transcript has 11 exons. The record is from RefSeq and is a predicted model, not a curated record. Gene Ontology annotation, cellular component: secretory granule; plasma membrane. Gene Ontology annotation, biological process: negative regulation of calcium ion-dependent exocytosis; negative regulation of voltage-gated calcium channel activity. The coding region runs from base 310 to 3135 and encodes 941 amino acids.
CGUCGGAAGCAGGGACGGGCGGUAGUGUGGGUGUGUCCAAUGGGGUGCGCUUUUCAUUCAUAACUCCGGCGCAUCUCCGCGCUGCUCCUGAUUCAAGGAUGCAGACGUGGGGCAGGCUGGAGCGGAACCUGCAGCUCGGCGAGGCGGCCCCGAGCUCACCGAGGACCACCGCAAGCAUCAGUUGGCUCAGGCGGGUUGCCUGGUGGCAGCGGGGCACGUGCACGGAGCGGAAGAUGCUGAGGAUGUCAGUGUAGUCGCGCGCCUUCAACACCUUCUGUUUAGAACGAUUCGCCCACGCCGACCUGGACCAUGAGCAAUGAUUCGCCCGCUUUGACAACUCUGACGGAGAACUCUACAGAUGUCCCUGUGUCGGCGGGCCAGGUGGAAAAUUAUGUGCUGCUUUUGGUGCUACUGAGUAUUUUCGCUGGGGGGACGCUAGUUCUGCUCUCCCUGCUGCUGCUCUUCUGCCACCGCUGCUGCAUGGGUGGGCGUCGCUACUCCAGAGCGAGUGAUGACCCUGAGAAAACUAACACAACUUACGUUGAAGACUCUCAGCCCACACAAGAGAUCACCAUUCGUCUGGAUGAAACAGACGCUCUCUCAGCUUCCAGCUGUCACGACGGGGAGUCGGAGAGGUUCGUUUCCACCGGGCUGACAGGCCGCAGAGUAUCCUUCAACGAAUCCGCUCUGUACGAAAAGGAGAGGAUGACCGAGGACAAAGGACGCAGGUACACUCUAACCGAGGGUGAUUUUCACCACCUAAAAAAAGCUCGGCUGACUCACCUCCACCUGCCGCCGGCACCAUGUGACCUCAAAAUCCUCACCAUCAUGGAGUGUGACUCAAAUGAGAGCAGCUCUGUCAACAUCAGUGACGCGCCAACUCCUAAACUUCCUCUCACUAUUUACCAGCCGACUGAGAGAAGAGUGUCUGACUGGUUGGGUCAGAGCCGCAGCAGACGUCUCCCUGGCGACACACAUCAUUCCAUCCUCCUGGACCAGAUUCCUAGACGGGGUUCCCUGACUUUGGAGGCUCUCAGAGGCAGAGGGGAAGCUCAAGGUGAACACAUAAUGAGGGGGGAGACCACCCAUGCUUCCGGCCAGACGUCAGUUCUGCAGUUCUUGUCAAAACUGAGGCGACACACCAGUCUGGAGGGGGCUGGGCCCUAUUUCAAGCGUUGGAAGUUUGACAGGAGCCACCGGGCUGCCAGUCUGGAUGCCAAAGGGUCCCCAAAGAGAAGACCCUUCCAGAGGCAAAGAGCUGCAAGUGAAAACACUGAUCAUACUGAGGAUGACUCUUCAAUCCGAAACGAUACAACAGGGUCUUUUCCGCAGACUCCCAGUCAGACCAGCGGCCUCCAGUCUCUGUCUGCCGAAUCUCUGUCUCAACCUUCGAUGGGUCACACCACCUCCGUCUUCCUCCACAGGCUGGAGGCCGUGGUUGUGGAGGUCAGCGGUAUCAGCAGUAGAAGAGAAGAACCGCCUUGGCAAGCGGAUCAUUUCUCAAACCAGAGGCAAAUCAGCAUCUCAGGCAACAACCAGAGAGUCCAGGAAGGAUUAAAACCCGAUGCUGUCGCAAGGACAGACAGUGUCUGGCUUGAGUCUGAACCUCUACAAGAGGAUGAAUUGUUCAAGUCACAACAGGAAGCCAAAGUCAUCCAAUGUAAGGACUCGCCUAGGAAAACUCCAGAUGAUAAAACAAGCAAUCUGACUCAAAACUGUGAGAUGGAAGCUGAUGAAGGAGAAGAGGUAUUGUUAGAAGAUGAAAGCAGACCGAGGGCGGAUUCAGGUUCUUCUCUUUCCUUCGGGCUUCGGCAGGAGAUCUUAGAGUCUCAACCGUCUCUCUACAGAGACAUCUGGAGCUUACGAGCCUCCCUAGAGCAAUACGCCUCCUCGGACCAGAGCAGCACUGACAGGGAGUCUGUCCGCAGCGAUGCCGAAAGUGUCUCGUCACAGAGCGGAAACCGUACCGGACAGCUGGACAGCUGCUUGUCCCAAGACCUGGAUGAUGAACCCGAAGCAGAAGGAGAGGUGAUGGAAGGAGGUAUCAGAGGGGCAUCGGGGGGCGCCAGCGAGACCGGAAGUGGGGUUGACGGAGAAGGUGACGUGGGUAACCGCAAACUCCUUCAGAUGGAUAGCGGCUACGCCUCUAUUGAAACACCAUCCAAAGGCCCGGAGGAGAUGCGCAUUUUUGGGACUCCUGCAGCCCCACGUGGAAAAACGGCCUCAGAAAGAAGGUUGUUCUUCACAAGCUCAGGUAGAAAAGGUUCUGUGUGCGAGAGCACCGACACCAGGUUGUUCCAGGAAGAGAUGGAAGAAGAUUUAACUGAAAGCACAGAGGAGAAACACAAGACUAGUCUCUUGCUCCAACAACCCGUCAAAUUACUCGAUCCUCAGAAACAAGAUAACCUAACAACUCAACUGCUGAAGCCGAUAUCUCAGCCUUCCAGUCCUCACCGACCUCGCCUACACCGCCGCGACUACAGCAUCGACGAGAAGACCGACGCACUUUUCAACGAGUUCCUCCGACACGACCCCAGGUUCGACCAGCCAGAUUCGCCAUUUCGGACCAGGCACCGCUCCAGAGUGCACCUGAGGAAGCAGUGGCAAAGACACAAGCAAUACAGCGACCCGGGAACAGGGGGUCGUUACUCCCCAUCUCUGGAGAGACAGAGGUUCACCCCGCUACCGAGAGGCGACAGCGCCAGUUAUCCUUUGGACACCAGGUACCACAGCACACUCUCGCGCAUCGCCAGCGCGGCGGAUGAAGAAGCUAGCGAGAUAGCAGCUUGCGAAGAGGCAGCCAGAGAAAGCACAACAGAAGUGUCCGGCGAUGGAGCCGUCGCCUCAGAGAUUAUAUCAAAUGUGACUGGCCAGGGUGACGGUCAGCAAACUUCUUCCAACACUAAAAGCACAAGCAGUCAGCAGCCCGCCACCGGGCUUGCGCGCUGCAUGGACCCUCGAGUGGAAAACAGGAACAACAACAGCAGUCCGUCAAGCAAUCUGGCAGACAAACUGGCCGCGGCGGUGGAGGAGAGACUCUAUGGCAGCAUGCGGAGGGCUGAACUCGACCAGGGGGGAACGGAGAGCGUGGUCGCUGCCUCUCACACAGUCUCGCCUAACCAUAGUCCUAUGUAACCCAAUCAUACUCUGAUCUAUUUGAUAAAUUAGACUGUCCUGUGGUAGAUCAUAAAUACAUUGAAAGCUCUUUGUCAAAGAGUUCAAAUCUGGGAUCCGUAGAGAAUCCUUGUUUUCAGAGUUUUACUCCAUCAAUAGCAGUUAGAUUGUUUAUCUCAGUUGAAGUUUACUGUAAAACAGACCCCAAAUUGCUCAACCAAAUGACUCCACGUCAGUUCAUCAAACAAAAGUACAUUUUCUUAUUGCCAACAAAAUGUGAAACAAACCUUAGAUCAGGGGUGAGCAAACUAUUCUACAAAGGGCCGCAGUGGGUGCAGGUUGUUGUUGUUGCAACCCAUCAAGAGGACACCUCUUCACCAAUCUGGUGUCUUACGAGUGCAAUCAGUUGAUUGUAGUCAGGUGCUUCUUGUUUCCCAGGACCUCUCAUUUGGUUAAACUGCCUGUGCUGGAUUAGUUUUAAGGAACAGAACUCUGGUCCUUGAAGACCGGUUUGGAACUUAGGUGGGUGUUGGGAGAUAGCACCCCCCCAUUGGAUGGUCCAUUCAGAGGGUCCCAUUCAUGCUAAGAUAAUGCGGGGAGCUGAGGGGUCAGCUAAUAAAUUUUUACUAGCGCCCCCCCUAACCCACCCCUCCGUUACCUAGGUAGGAUAAUUGUCAUUCCAUCCCCAACCCUCCUGGUCAGACAGUCCCCUUGUGGGGGAAAGGGGGGGGGGGGGGUCACAAUCAUGCUAAGAUGAUGUGAGGAGCUGAGGGGUCUGCAAAAAAAUUUCAACUAGCGCCCCCCUUACCAUUAUUUAUUGAUUGAUUAUUAUAAUUGUCCACUAGCACCCCACUACCCUGUUGGACGGUCUACUUGCGGGGUCCCGUUUAUGCAAAGAUGACCCUAACCCUAGGGCCACGAAUAAUUUUCCACUAAUGCCCACUCCUUACCUACACCCCUUUACCUAGGUAGGAUGAUAAUUGUGCACUAGCACCCCCCCACCCCCACAGUCCUUAGGGACGGGGGGGUUCCCAACAUCUUAGACAUGCUUAGAUGAUGUGAGAAGCUGAGGGGUCUGCAAAUAAUUUUCCAUUAGCUCCUCCGUCCGUACUCCCCUUUACCUAGGUAGAAUGAUAAUUGUCCACUAGACCCCCCCCCCCCCCCGCCUUGUCAGACGGUCCACCGGGGGUUCCCAUUCAUGCUAAGAUGAUGCGCCCCCCCCCCCCCCCCGUCCAUUAGCACCCCUGCUCCUCACCUGCCCCUCUCCACUGCCCCCGGGCCUCCAGUCCGGGGUCCAGUUUGCGGGCGUAAAAAAGGGCAUGGUUUGGUGAAGGGAGGGUCAAAGAGAAAGCUAAGAUGAUAAUUUUCAACUACCAUGCCCCCUGUCGGACAGUCAACUCGAGGGAGUCCCAUUAAGGGUCCAAAAAAGUGUUAAGGGGCCCGUGAAUAACUUUUCCACUAGCGCCCCCCCGCCCCCACCCCUACCCCCUGCACCCGGGCCUCCAAGGGGUCCAGUUUGUGGGCGUAAAGUGGGCAUGUUUUGGUCAUGAGAGGGUCAAACAGAAAGGUAGUAGGAUAAUUGUCAACUAGCACCCCACUAGCACCUUGUUGGAAGGUCUACUCGUGGGGUCCCAUUUAUUCUAAGAUCAUGUGUGGAGGUGACGGGUCCACGAAUAAUAUUCCAGUAGCUCUUCUCAACCCGGGCCUCCAAGGGGCCAGGUUUGUGGGCACGGUUGGGUAAUGGGAGGGUCAAACACAAAGGUAGGAUGAUAGUUGUCCACUAGCACCCCACUACGCUGUCAGAAGGUCUACUUGCGGGGUCCCAUUUAUGCUAAGACGAUACGUGGAGCUUCAGGGUCUGCGAAUAAUUUUCCACUAGCGCCCCUACCCCCAUGCCAGGUUUGCGGGGAGGGUCAAACAGAAAGGAACGAUGAUAAUUGUUCACUAGCACCCCAGCACCCAGUCAGACGGUCUACUUGUGGGGUCCCAUUUAUACUCAUCAUCCCACCCAGGCCAAGUUCUGAUUUGUUCCGCCACUGCUUAGAUGGUAUAACACAUAUGACCAUAGAUAAUUAUAAUCCUUGAAACAGUGACUUUAAGACGCAGCAACCACACAAUACUCAGUUAUGGAUUCUGUCUGCGCCGAACUUGUGAUAAAGCGAUGGUAACACUGUAUUAUAACCUUCCUCGGGCAGCAUUUCCUCUCAGACCUUAAUCUCCACUGUGAUGCCAUGUGAUGUGACAUGUGUCGCCUCUUUUUAUCCGCUCAACAUAUUGCACAGAAUAACAUCUAGCGCCUCAGUCUUUGGAAAUAUUUUGAAACAAAUUGUGUUUACCGCAUGCGACUUCUACUACUAUCACUACUGUAUGUCCGAAACUAUGUAAGUGAAAGACUGUACAGUUUUAAAGUUGAAAAACAAAAAGCACUUUCAUGUUACCAUUUCUAUCAUGAACAACAAAUAUCCUC